CCUACAAAUAAAGCUACAAAUAGUAAUGCGUAUACACCCCCUCCGACCGUAUCAUGUCUUCCACGAACAAACCAACUUGAAGUUUUAUUGACAAUUAUCCGAAAUAAAGAAACUCAUCGUGAAGACUUUAUUUUUUAUUCUGAUAGAAUAAUUAGGCUCCUUGUCGAAGAAGGACUAAACCAUUUACCCGUUGUUGAAAAGAAAAUUACCACACCAACAGGUGAAGCAAUGGAACAAGGGCUGCGUGAUUGUUGCAGGAGCGUACGAAUCGGAAAGAUUUUGAUCCAGCGUGAUGAAGAAACUGCACUACCUAAGCUUUAUUAUGCAAAAUUACCUCCAGAUGUCGAGAAUAGAUACGUAUUGUUGUUAGAUCCAAUGCUUGCAACUGGUGGAUCAGCAAUUAAGGCUGUAGAAGUGUUGUUGUCUUAUGGUGUUAAAGAAGAAAAAAUUUUGUUUUUGAAUCUAGUUGCAGCACCUGAGGGCAUUCAAGCCAUCACUUCAAAGUAUUCAAAACUCAAGAUUUUAACUGCAUACAUUGACGAAGGUUUAAAUGAGAAAAAGUAUAUUAUACCUGGAUUAGGUGAUUUUG
This is a messenger RNA of Dentiscutata erythropus, 589 nucleotides long. Lineage: Eukaryota; Fungi; Glomeromycota; Glomeromycetes; Diversisporales; Gigasporaceae. The record is from the annotation of a GenBank genome assembly.